This is a messenger RNA of Penicillium nucicola, 1185 nucleotides long. RefSeq lists its product as uncharacterized. NCBI's taxonomy places the organism in Eukaryota, Fungi, Ascomycota, Eurotiomycetes, Eurotiales, Aspergillaceae. Bases 1 to 1185 code for a protein of 394 amino acids. The record is from RefSeq and is a predicted model, not a curated record. The transcript is spliced from 5 exons.
AUGUCGGCCGAUGCCUUGACCGUCGAGACUUUUACUGAAUAUGGCAUCGGAAUGGUCUUUCUGGCUAUUCGGCUAUACGCCAGGUUAGACAUGGGAGGCAUCCGUGGACUUCGACUUGAUGAUGCUUUUGCAGUCGCUGGAAUGAUCUUCUGGACUAUGCAGACCGUCAUCAUUUACCUAUUAGGAGUAUUCGGCAACAACAUCGGCCUAAACGACAAAACAGCCCUGUUAGUCCCCGAUAGCAAAAUCCACAACAUGAUCCUCGGGUCCAAGCUAGCAUUCAUGAACUGGAUAUGGUAUGUUUGCUACAUCUGGUGUCUGAAAGGGGUUCUUCUGUGUCUCUACUGGAAGCUCACGUAUGUCAAUCUCCACGACGGUCUCUGUUCACCACUCACAUAUGGCAGACAAGGAACCUGGCACCGUCACCUCGUCACAGCCGCAUCAGGAUUCUGCAUAAUCACCUGGCUUGGAUGUCUGUUGACGCAUAUCUGUAUCUGCACGCCGGUUGAACGGAACUGGCAAAUCCAGCCCUACCCCGGAGACAACUGCACCCUCCGAAGCCCCCUAUACAUUGUGAUCGCCGUUUUCAACGUGAUAUCAGACAUGUGCAUAAUUCUAAUCCCAAUCCCAAUCCUCGCCAAACUCCAAGUCCCCCUCCAACGCAAACUAAUCCUAGUAAUAAUGUUCUCCUCGGGCCUCUUCAUAAUGAUCUGCACCAUCCUCCGCGCUUACUACUCCCUGACCUCAAUAACCAACCUCCCCACCGCGCUCGGCUGGGCCGACCGCGAAUGCUUCGUCGCAGCCAUCGUCGCCUCCCUGCCAGGCAUCAAACCGCUCUUCCGCAACACGCGCUGGCUAGGCUCGACCAACCGCAAGAACACCAAGGCCCCGUACUACAACAGCGAUGGCUAUAAUGCGUUUGGGUCGAAGGCGUCCGGGAAGACGAAGACUUUCGUGACGUCACGGCCGAGGAAGAGCGGCACCUUCGAGAUGGACGCGGUUUUGAAUACGGCCAAGGAGAGUCGGGAUGGGAGUCAGGAGUGUAUCCUUGACGGUGAGAGGGUUGUGUCGCCGGCGGGGUCGGUUGGUCAGGCUGGGCUGCGGGAUAUGGCUAUUCGGGUUACCACGGAGUAUACGCUUGAGAGUGAGGGGGUUCAUGGUGUUGCUAAGGGUGAGGGUCUAUGA